UUCGGUGGUAUGAGACAAAGUCUUUGGAGAGAGAGAGAGAGAGAUCGCUUUUUGUUGGGUUCAUUGCUGAAGAUUUUCAUUUACAGUGAGCAAAAGAGUGGUAAUGAGAGAUCUCAAAUAUGUUUAAUGGAGUGCCAGACCAGUUCCACGAACUCAUAUCCUCAAGAGCAGCUCUCACACUCCCUCUUCCACUCACUCUACCUCUCCAUGUCUCCCCUCCUCCUUACUUCUCCGGCCUGGAUCCCUCCCCCCCAAAUCACCAAUUAUUCCAGUCUCACUCCCUACUUCUUCACCAAUUGCACCGACACUCCUCGUCGGUCCAAAAUGAAGAGCAAGAAGAAGAGAGGGAGAUGACUUCAAGUAUGGAGCUCCCAGGACUCAAAUCCACUUCCGAACUGGUAGAUCCAUGGAGGGAAGAGGAAAUACUUGCACUCUUGAGAGCCAGAUCUACCAUAGAAACUGGGUUUUCUGAUUUCAUUUGGGAACAUGUUUCCAGGAAGCUUGCAGAGGUUGGGUUCAGAAGGAGCCCUGACAAAUGCAAGGAGAAAUUUGAAGAGAUGAGCAGGUUCUGCGGCAGCAGCAACAACAACAACAGUUACACUAAGAAUUACAGGUCUUUCAGUGAACUUGAAGCCGUCUAUGAAGGUGAAAACCCUAAGACCUCGGCCGAAAAGCAGGUGGAAAUAACUAAUGAAGGUGGGGGCAAGGUGACACUGAAUUUGGAAGACAAUUCAGGAAACGAGAGCUUGGUGAACCCACCUGUUGAGAAUAAAUACGUGGUCAAGAAAUCAAAAGUGAAGAAGAGAAAGAGGCAUCACAAGCUCGAAUUGAUGAAGAAUUUCUGUGAAGAGAUUGUGAACAAGAUCAUGGCCCAGCAAGAAGAGUUGCAGAAUAAGCUCCUCCAAGAUAUGGAAAGAAGAGAGGAGGAAAGGUUUGCAAGAGAAGAAGCUUGGAGGAAGCAAGAAAUGAUCAGGAUUAACAGGGAGAUCGAAACUAGGCAACACGAGCAAGAGGUUGCACGCGAUAGAGAAGCUACCAUCAUUGAACUCCUGCAGAAUUUAACAUCAAUUGGUCCAUCUCAGAACCUUGGUUUCUCGGUGCAAAACGAAGAUCUCCUUCAGACAACAAACAAUAAGCAGAAUCGACUCACUUCACCGUCUUCAAGCCCAGCACAGAAGCCUACUUCUUUAUCCGAUACGUUCUCCCAGUUUAACCUUAAAGAACCCAGUUCAUCUGCUAACCCAAACCCACCAACCUCGUCUUCUGAAGCCCCAUCAGAACCCCAGAACUCUGAUCCAACUACUUCUCAUCAGGCCAAUCCAAUAGUACCCACUUCUUCAACUCCAGCCAUGGCUCCCCAAAACCCUAACUCCCGUACUGCGCAAAACAACACAGUACUACUACCCACUUCAUCAUCGACUGCAGUUCUGCCCCCUCAAAACCCUAAUUCUACAUCCAGCGACAGAGAAGACCAUGGCAAGAGAUGGCCAAGAGAUGAAGUGAACUCACUGAUAAACCUGAGGUGCAACCUCUACAACAGCACCGAAGAUAAGGAUGGAAACAAAGUUCCUAUAUGGGAGAGAAUCUCACAAGGAAUGUUGGAGCUGGGUUACAGGAGAAGUGCAAAGAAAUGCAAAGAGAAAUGGGAGAACAUAAACAAGUACUUCAGGAAAACCAAGGAUGCAAACAAGAAGAGGUCUCUUGACUCCAAAACUUGUCCUUACUUCCAUCAAUUGAGCAGUUUGUACAGUCAAGGCACACUCUCUGUACCCUCUGAAGCACCUGAAAACCAUUCCAGUUCGCCAGAAAACCGCUUGGAGUCCCCGGAAACCCGCUUCGGAUCCUCUAAGUGUGGUUUUAGUGAAGCAAUUAUGCAUGUUGACGAAGGUAAGAAGAACUUGGGUCAAGUACCCGCCUUAGAUUUUGAAUACUAAUUAAGCUUUUCUUUUCUUUUCUUAAGCUAUUUCAAUUACCCUUUAUUAAUAAAGUGGUAUAUUCUCAUUUUCAUUUGUUU
Molecule: messenger RNA, 2014 nt
Organism: Nelumbo nucifera (sacred lotus)
Lineage: Eukaryota; Viridiplantae; Streptophyta; Magnoliopsida; Proteales; Nelumbonaceae
Product: trihelix transcription factor GTL2-like
Source: RefSeq, a predicted model, not a curated record